This is a messenger RNA of Physcomitrium patens, 1923 nucleotides long. RefSeq lists its product as uncharacterized. Lineage: Eukaryota; Viridiplantae; Streptophyta; Bryopsida; Funariales; Funariaceae. The record is from RefSeq and is a predicted model, not a curated record. Gene Ontology annotation, molecular function: mRNA binding. Gene Ontology annotation, biological process: regulation of translation.
GGCGUGGAAGCCAGUGACGUAGCCCCGGCUUCGACGGGCUCCCGUGAAUGGACGAAAGCAGGCACCCAGGGAACGUCCCGUUCUUGCCAGUUCCCGCGCCCGUCUACUCUCCGCCUCGUCUUUUUCUCUCUCUCAUUCCUGAGACUGCCUCGUCACACGUCCUUCUCCACCCUCCAUCUCUCCUAUUGUAGUCCGCUCCCCAUUCUCUCUUAUUUUUGUACCACGCUUCGGGUGUCACUGCUAACCCUAGGCUCACGCUUCCCUCUCCUUCCCCCCUGCCCCACCGCGGCCUGUUGGUUCGCGCGUUGAAUGCGGAUCGUCCAAGCAGUUCUCUACCUCUCCCUCUCCUUUACAUCAUUUUAGAUCUUUGUGUAUGUAAGGGGCAUUUGGGUUUGGUGGAGUCCGAUUUUUCUAACCAUUUCAGCGGGAGUUAGGAGGGCGGGAAGUCUGGCGGACCAGGACGGGUCGGCGGCCAUGGACUCCGAUCAGGGCAAGCUGUUCAUCGGCGGCAUCUCUUGGGAGACGACGGAGGAGAAGCUGCGCGAUUACUUCAAGAGCUAUGGCGAGGUGGCGGAGACGGUGAUCAUGAAGGACCGCGCGACGGGGCGCGCGCGGGGGUUCGGGUUCGUGAUAUUCGCGGACCCGAGCGUGGCCGAUCGGGUGGCCGGCGAGAAGCACACCAUCGACGGAAGAACGGUGGAAGCGAAAAAAGCUGUGCCGAGAGACGAACAGCAGAGUAUACCUAGGAGCAACAGCGUGGGUGGCCAAGGGCCUGCAACAUCCCACACUAGGACAAAGAAGAUAUUUGUGGGGGGCUUAGCCUCGACAGUUACAGAGGAUGACUUCAAAAAGUAUUUCGAGCAGUUUGGUACUAUUACAGACGUGGUUGUUAUGUAUGACCACAAUACGCAAAGGCCUCGGGGGUUUGGCUUCAUCACUUUUGAUUCUGAGGAUGCAGUUGAGAACGUGAUCCAGAAGUCGUUCCACGAGCUGAACGACAAGAUGGUGGAGGUGAAGAAGGCGAUUCCGAAGGAGCUGUCGGCGGGGUCGGGGCGGGCUGGCGGGGGGUUCGGCGGAGGCGGUCGCGGCGGGGGCAACUACGGAUCGGGGUACAGCCAGGGAGGAUACGGGGGUGGGAGUCCGGGAGGAGGGAGCGGAUACGGGGGGCGCGGGGACAGCCGGUACGGGCCGACGCCGGUGGGGCGAGGCGGGUAUCCGGGAUACGGGGCCGCGGGGUACGGCGCAGCGGGAUUCGGGAGCAGCGCGGGGUAUGGCGCGGGGAUGAACGGGGGGUAUGGAGGCAGCGCGUACGGGAGCGGCGGGGGGUACGGGAGCGGAGCGGGAGGGUAUGGGAGUGCAGGUUACGGGAGCGCUCCCGGAGCGGGAGGGUACGGAAGCGGGGCGGGGUAUGGCAGCGGGGGCACGGGGAGCGCAGGGUACGGGAGCGCCCCUGCGGGAGGGAGGAGCGCGUGGGGGAGCGGGGGUGGGGGAUACGGGACGGGCGCGAGCUCGACUGGGUACGGGGGGAGCGGGAGCGGGAGCAUGAGCGGAUACGGGAAUGCGGCGUGGGGGACGACGGGGACGGGAGCGGGGGCAGCAGCGAGCUCGGGGUACGGGAGUGCUGCGGGGUAUGGUUACGGGAGCAGCGAGACAGGGUACGGAUCGGCGGGUGGGUAUGGCGGUAGGGGUAGCGGGUACGGAUCGAGCGGGGGAGGAGGAGGGUACGGGAGCUCGGGCGCGGGGACGGGGAGCGGGAGCUACGGUGGGGGAGGGUACGGGGAUGCAUAUUCAGGGUACGCGGACAACACAUGGAGGUCGUCGGGGUCGGAGGCGUAUAAUUCGGGGACGACAGGGUCGGUGGGGGGCGGGAGCGGAGCGGGGUUCGGCGUGGGCGGAGGUGCGAGCGCGGAGGGAGCGGUGAAC